CCGAGUUCAAAUAUGUGGAGGAGUUUCAGCUCCACUCGGUUCACGAUCUUAACAAAUCUACCUUGCUUGACCGACAAACUAAUUUCCCUCUCUCUCUCUCUAUAUAUAUUUGUAUUUAUAUCUGAUUUUUCUUGAAUCGAAGAUGUGGAGGAAGAAGUUAUUAUGGACGACUCUCUCCUCUGCUCUACGCAGGGCACUUCCUUCAACCUCUCGUUUCUCUAUUAAUUCCAUUCAUGUGACGCAAUUUUCUACUGCUUUUUCUUCCACGCGUUCUUUCCAUAGUGAAGAGGACCCUAGGGUUUUUCCAAUCCAGAGGUAUUGGUUUCUCGGAAACCUCAAAUUUUCCGGCAAAAAUUUCUGCUCCGAGAGAGUUCUUCCCAGGUGCUGGAACUGUGAUGCUGUGCCUCAAGUGGUGCCGUUUUUGUUUUGUGACUCUUGUCGAAGCAUUCAACCUGUUGAUCGCGCUGUUGAUUACUUCCAGAUAUUCGGAUUGGAGAAAAAGUAUUACAUUGAUGAUAGAAAUCUUGAGGGCAGAUACAAAGACUGGCAGAAGAAAUUGCACCCUGAUCUUGUUCAUUCAAAAUCUGAGAAAGAAAGAGGGUAUGCUGCUGAACAGUCUGCUCGGGUAAUUGAUGCAUAUCGCACACUGACUAAUCCGUUGUCAAGGGCGAUAUACAUUUUGAAGCUUGAAGGCGUGGAUGUGGACGAGGAAGAAACAGUUUCGGAUAUAGAGUUGUUAGCUGAGAUUCUGGAAAUUAGGGAAGCUGUUGAAGAAGCCACAGACUCUCAGGCAUUAAAUAAGAUCCAGGCCCAGAUACAAGAGAAACUGGCAUAUUGGUCUGAGUCCUUUGCAAGUGCAUUUCAAAGCCGAAAAUAUGAAGAAGCCCUGAGUUCCAUCCAGAGGAUGACUUACUACAGACGUGUAAAUGAAGAAAUUGUUAAGAAGCUCUGAUGCAGGUUCGUGAUGACCUAGUGUCAACUUCUGCAACUUAGCCGGCGGUCUUUUUUGAUCUCAUAUACUCAGUUUCAAGCUUAAUUGCGUCUGACAGUGCUUGGAAUAGCUUUGGCUAAGCCAGACAACAAUGGAGGACUAUCUUAGGAAAAUUUAUCUGGUUGGAAGAUAUCAAUCAAAGACCCGGCUGACCUUGGGUACUUCGUUGGCGAAAAUGACAAUGCCUCUCAUUCUAGCUGUUAUAAGACGUGCCUAUGGGAACACUCAGUACUUACUAAUCUUAUGUAUUCUUGAGAAGGUGGCAUUUGCUGCAAUUUUGGGGAAUGAAUAAAACAUUGCCAUAUAUACUAUAUGGCAUUUCUUACUUUUACACUUGUCAUUUUGGUUAUAGUCAUAUGUAACCAUUUGACAACAUGAAGUCAUAUGUAGUGAACUUGGUAGACCAUGACAGGAGAUACCACUUGAAGACCUUGGUGGUGCAGUCGAUAAUUUUUAUUUC
Cornus florida is the source of this 1451-nucleotide messenger RNA. RefSeq names its product iron-sulfur cluster co-chaperone protein HscB homolog. Gene Ontology annotation, biological process: protein complex oligomerization; [2Fe-2S] cluster assembly. Gene Ontology annotation, molecular function: ATPase activator activity; protein-folding chaperone binding. Lineage: Eukaryota; Viridiplantae; Streptophyta; Magnoliopsida; Cornales; Cornaceae. The record is from RefSeq and is a predicted model, not a curated record. The coding region runs from base 143 to 952 and encodes 269 amino acids. The transcript has 8 exons.